AUGUGCGCGUUGCAUGGAGAAAGGCGAGAGAAAGAGCAGAUCGCCCUGCUCUCCGUGAAGCCGCCCCUCUGGAGGUCCCAGCAGAAGUGCAUUGUGAUCUUUGCCCUGGUGUGCUGCUUUGCCAUUCUCGUGGCAUUGAUAUUUUCGGCUGUGGACAUCAUGGGAGAGGAUGAGGAUGGACUCUCAGAAAAAAAUUGUCAAAAUAAAUGUCGAAUUGCCCUGGUGGAAAAUAUUCCUGAAGGCCUUAACUAUUCAGAAAAUGCACCAUUUCACUUACCACUUUUCCAAGGCUGGAUGAAUUUACUCGACAUGGCCAGAAAGUCUGUUGACAUAGUGUCUUCCCAUUGGGACCUCAACCACAGUCAUCCAUCAGCAUGUCAGGGUCAGCGUCUUUUUGAAAAGUUGCUCCAAUUGACAUCACAGAAUAUUGAAAUCAAGCUAGUGAGUGAUGUAACAGCUGAUUCAAAGGUAUUAGAAGCCUUGAAAUUAAAGGGAGCUGAGGUGACCUACAUGAACAUGAGCGCCUACAACAAGGGCCGGCUGCAGUCCUCCUUCUGGAUUGUGGACAAGCAGCACGUUUACAUCGGCAGUGCGGGUCUGGACUGGCAAUCCCUGGGACAGAUGAAAGAACUCGGUGUCAUCUUCUACAACUGCAGCUGCCUGGUCCUCGAUCUGCAGAGGAUAUUCGCUUUAUACAGCUCAUUAAAAUUCAAGAGCAGAGUGCCUCUGACCUGGUCCAAGAGGCUCUAUGGGGUCUAUGACAAUGAAAAGAAAUUGCAGCUUCAGUUGAACGAAACCAAAUCUCAAGCGUUCGUGUCGAAUUCUCCCAAACUCUUUUGCCCUAAAAACAGAAGCUUUGACAUAGACGCCAUCUACAGCGUGAUAGAUGACGCCAAGCAGUAUGUGUACAUCGCGGUCACGGACUACUUGCCCAUCUCCAGCACAAGCACCGGAAGGACUUACUGGCCAGAUCUGGAUGGGAAGAUAAGAGAAGCAUUAGUUUUGCGAAGCGUUAAAGUUCGACUCCUUAUAAGCUUCUGGAAGGAAACUGAUCCCCUUACAUUUAACUUUAUUUCAUCUCUUAAAGCUAUUUGCACUGAAAUAGCCAACUGCAGUUUGAAAGUUAAGUUUUUUGAUCUGGAAAGAGAAAAUGUUUGUGCUACAAAGGAACAAAAGGAUCACACCUUUCCUAAAUUAAAUCGCAACAAGUACAUGGUGACAGAUGGCGCAGCUUACAUUGGAAAUUUUGACUGGGUGGGGAAUGAUUUUACCCAGAAUGCUGGCACAGGCCUUGUUAUCAACCAAGCAGAUGUGAGGAACAACACGAGCAUCAUUAAGCAACUGAAAGACGUGUUUGAGAGGGACUGGUACUCACCCUAUGCCAGAAACUUCCAGCCAACCAAACAGCCGAACUGCUCAAGCCUGUUGAAACUCAGACCCUCCUCAAACAAAACUGCCACGUACAACGUGAGUGGGAAGGACGCUGCGAGUGCAUAACAUGAAAGAAUAGACUGACAGGACACUUCGUAUUUCAUAUUUAUACCAAAAGGACUUGAGGAGAGAAAAAAUAAUUUAAUAUGUCUUUUUUAGGGGAAAAGCACACAUAAAAAAUAUUCUCUGAACGACGUGUAAUACCUUAUCUAACAAUAUCUU
Messenger RNA from Diceros bicornis minor, 1653 nucleotides. RefSeq names its product phospholipase D family member 5 (gene PLD5). NCBI's taxonomy places the organism in Eukaryota, Metazoa, Chordata, Mammalia, Perissodactyla, Rhinocerotidae. Gene Ontology annotation, molecular function: catalytic activity. The transcript is spliced from 10 exons. The coding region runs from base 1 to 1497 and encodes 498 amino acids. The record is from RefSeq and is a predicted model, not a curated record.